AUGGCAACAUCAACGACUGUGGCUCUUCUGCUUGGGAUUUUUGCCAGCGUGGCGUGUGCCAGUGCGAAUACUUUGCAGAAUAACUCCAACUCUAAGUUUCAUCCUGUAGCGAAGACCUGUGGUCCAUCAACCGCCAAAAUCGCCUGCGUGUAUCGUUAUGGCACCCUUCUUCCACCAUCCUUCUCACGGGAUCAGCUUCCAACCGUUGGUUACACUGGUACUCUAGUUCCGGACGAUCCAUCGUGGAACCUCGUGGUGGAUGCAGAUUUCGUGAUCUUCGACGAGAAACGUGGACUUGAAGUACUUGGCGCAGCACCUACAAUUCAGAAAAAAUACAUUGAUGUUUUGAACGUGAUUCACGAAGCACCGAUCUAUGUUCCCGAUCUGAACAAACUUUUUGUUACUCAAGAUGGCCCUCCCGGAAACCUGUCCAAUCUUGUCAUUGACCUCAAUUAUGACCCACCAACGGUCGCGUCUUUCGUGACGGAUCCUCCAGUCUAUCAGCCCACUGGUGGCAUCCUUCACGACAACAUGAUCUACUGGGCUAUUCAAGGCAACAACGUCUCUUUACCCAAUGGCUUGAAGCAACGUCCAGGGGUUGUCCGCGUGGACCCAAAGACGCUCAAGGCAGAAUGGUUAAUAAACAACUUCUACGGAUUCUUUUUCGGGGGACUGAAUGACUUGACAGUCGAUCCAAACGGUGACAUUUGGUUUACUGAUAGCGAUUAUGCAUUUGGUCUCGGACUUGCCGACAACUCAAAUCAGCUCCAACUCGCCACCUACCGGUUUCGACCUUCCACAGGCGAGAUUAAUGUAGUUGAUACCUCAUUGGAACACCCUAACGGCAUAGUGUUCUCCCGCGAUGGCAAAACAGUUUACAUCUCAGAUACAGGACUAGAAACAGUUGGCCCAGUUGCUAGUAAAGGCGCGUAUGACUACCCAAUACGAAUUUACUUUACCUCAACUCUUGCUCGCAACAUCUACGCGUUCGAUGUCAAUUACACACCAAAAGGAGCCUACUUAACCGGAAAACGUAGUAUCUUUCAAUCCUUGGAAGGUAGCCCCGAUGGGUUGAAAGUGGCCGCAAAUGGCUACUUGGUUGUGGGCUCAGGUCUUUCAAACGGGGCAGAUAUUUUGGACGGGGAUGGAUCUCUGAUUGCCAGGAUUCAGACAGACCACCCUGUCGAAAAUGUAGCUUUCACUGGGAAGGAUUUGAAAACCGUAUUCCUGACGGGCAUCGGUGGGAUCACGAGGGUUCAGUGGAACCUAACUGGCCCAGAUCCUAACAAGUUUUUUGUGUAA
Messenger RNA from Venustampulla echinocandica, 1302 nucleotides. RefSeq lists its product as uncharacterized. NCBI's taxonomy places the organism in Eukaryota, Fungi, Ascomycota, Leotiomycetes, Helotiales, Pleuroascaceae. The record is from RefSeq and is a predicted model, not a curated record. Bases 1 to 1302 code for a protein of 433 amino acids. The transcript has 2 exons.